Orycteropus afer afer is the source of this 2440-nucleotide messenger RNA. NCBI's taxonomy places the organism in Eukaryota, Metazoa, Chordata, Mammalia, Tubulidentata, Orycteropodidae. The record is from RefSeq and is a predicted model, not a curated record.
GCCGCGGUGCCGCGCGCAAGGGCUCCGCCGGCUGUUAUUCCGGCUGGUGGCGGCCGCCGCAGGAAGGGCCGGCUCCUGAGCUCCCUCCGCCCUCUUCCCUCGCCUUCUGCUGACGCUGACGUCGGACGAGGGACCUGGAGGGACGUUCCGAUCGCGGCCGGGAGGCUCCUAGGGGCCAGGGCUCCGAGGUUAUAAUAUAAUUUAUCCUCUUAUGCUUUUUCCCUGAACCCUCUCCCCAAAUCAUCAGCAGUAGAAAAAGAAGAAGGAAAAAACAUGUCAGGACAUAAAUGCAGUUAUCCAUGGGACUUACAUGAUCGACACGCUCAAGAUAAGUCAGUUGUAAAUAAAAUGCAGCAGAAGUAUUGGGAAACGAAACAGGCAUUUAUUAAAGCCACAGGGAAGAAGGAAGAUGAAUAUGUCGUAGCCUCUGAUGCAGACCUGGAUGCCAAACUGGAGCUGUUUCACUCAAUUCAGAGAACCUGUUUGGACUUGUCUAAAGCAAUUGUACUUUAUCAGAAAAGGAUAUGUUUCUUGUCUCAAGAAGAAAAUGAACUGGGAAAAUUUCUUCGAUCCCAAGGCUUCCAAGAUAAAACCAGAGCAGGAAAAAUGAUGCAAGCUACAGGAAAGGCCCUCUGCUUUUCUUCCCAGCAAAGAUUGGCCUUGAGAAAUCCUUUGUGUCGAUUUCACCAAGAAGUGGAGACUUUUCGGCAUCGGGCCAUCUCAGACACUUGGCUGACAGUGAACCGCAUGGAGCAGUGCCGGACUGAAUACAGAGGGGCAUUAUUAUGGAUGAAGGACGUGUCACAGGAGCUUGAUCCAGACCUGUACAAGCAAAUGGAGAAGUUCAGGAAGGUACAAACACAAGUGCGCCUUGCAAAAAAAAACUUUGACAAAUUGAAGAUGGAUGUGUGUCAAAAAGUGGAUCUUCUUGGGGCAAGCAGAUGCAAUCUCUUGUCUCAUAUGUUAGCAACAUACCAGACCACUCUGCUUCAUUUUUGGGAGAAAACUUCUCACACCAUGGCAGCCAUCCAUGAGAGCUUCAAAGGUUAUCAACCAUAUGAAUUCACUACAUUAAAGAGCUUACAAGACCCUAUGAAAAAGCUUGUUGAGAGAGAAGGAAGGAAAAAGAUCACCCAGCAGGAAAGUUCAGAAGCAGAAGCAGAGGAGCCGAAUCAGUUAAUUUCAUUAGCUGAUGAAAACCAGAGCAAGGAAUCCUCUAGUUUUAAGACUGAAGACGGAAAAAGUAUUUUACCUGCCUUUGACAAAAACGCUACACAUAAUGCGUGCUCAGGACCUAUAGAUGAGCUAUUAGACACGAAACCUGAAGAAGGUGCUUGCCUGGGCCCCGUGGUAGGGACCACGGAACCUGAAGGUGCUGACAAAGAUGACCUACUGCUGCUGAGUGAGAUCUUCAGUGCUUCCUCUCUGGAAGAGGGCGAGUUCAGCAAAGAGUGGGCCGCUGUGUUUGGAGACGGCCGGCUGAAAGAGCCAGCUCCAGCUGUGGCCCCAGGAGACCCAGACCCCAAGUCCCAGGCAGGCUCAGGAUUUCUCCCUUCGCAGCUUUUAGACCAAAAUAUGAAAGACUUGCAGGCCUCACUUCAAGAGCCUACCAAGGCUGCCUCGGACCUGACGGCCUGGUUCAGCCUCUUUGCUGAUCUUGACCCUUUAUCAAAUCCUGAUGCUGUUGGGAAAACUGAUAAAGAACAUGAAUUGCUCAAUGCAUGAGUCUGCAGCCUUCCAGAGGGGACCCACGAGCUGCUCUUCAACAGCACCUCGGGGGUUAACACGUAUAAAGUGAUCAGUAUGCUGUUUUAACAUAUGCGUGCCAUUUUAAUAAAAUGAGAGGGUCAGGGGCCCUGUUUAUAUUGGUAUAAUUAUUUACUCUUACUUGGUAUAAAGGCCUUAGUGUAUUCUCUGUGUGGAUCUAAACAAUACAGGAUUGUCUAGGAAUGGUUUCCAGGCAGGACACUCUACGGCCAACACCCCCAUCACUACUGGUGUGUCUCUGAGCUACUGAGAAAGCCAAAUUCAAGUCAUAAACCUACUUUGUCCUAGGUUUAACUGACUGAUCGUACAGCCUCAGGCCUUAGGAGGCUAACCUUAAAUGCCUCUCCCUACCCCUGCCUCUGCCCUCUUAGAGGGGCUGCAGGGCAACCUUCUCCUCCUGCCACAUCACCUUCCAGUGAGCUCUGGAUGAAGUUUGAGCUGGCCAAAGACACUGCCCUCACAGCUUGUGCCCAGUGAGCCAUGUGUUCUCACACAGGGGGACGAGCUGGGCUUCUCUCCACUGCACGAGCCUUUCUAUGGAAAGCAGCCAUAUUUGAAAUCACCAGUGUCUCCUUUUGUCCUCUCCAAGGCUGGAAUCGAAAAGCAUGCAUUUCUGAAGCCCCUUAUGACAUUCACUGCUUUGUUUUUUAAAUUAAACAAAAAAUAUUUGACA